UUACGUGACGUCGUCAUUCCGCGACAUAAACAACCAAAACAGAACAUGCAGAAAACACGGCGUUCAUUACUUUUGUAACGGUUUACAGAGUAUCAAUACGCACGAACAAGAUGCUGCAGCCAGAAAUGGCCCGACUUCUUACAGGGGGACAGGUUUUAGUAAAAAGCUGUGCUGAAGACUGUUCGUCGGGAGACACACACGAACUGAGACAGCGUGAGGCUGAGGAGGGAAACCCGUUCAACUACACCCCGCGGCUCAUCCACCUGCACAGGGACCACCAGCUGUUUGAGGAUGGAGACAUUCACAGACACAUGUACCUGCAAGACCUCUACAUCUCAGAGGCAGACGACAAGCCAACACUCAGUGUGUCAGAGUUCGCCUGUCACAUCUCUGGCUGCAGCGCGGUCUUCAGCACUUUGGAGGAGUACGAGCACCACUACAACUCGCUGCACCGACAUGUGUGCUGCUCCUGCCGCCGCUCACUGCCAAGCGCACGGCUCCUCGACAUUCACAUUCAGGAGUGGCACGACUCUCUCUUCAAUAUCCUCGCCCAGAGGCAAGACAUGUACCAGUGUUUGGUGGAGGGCUGUGGCCAGAAGUUCAGGACAAGUAAAGAAAGGAAGGACCAUCUAAUAAGAGUUCACAAGUAUCCUCCAGACUUCAGAUUUGACAAAACCAAGAAGGACAGAGGAACCCGUGAGACGGGGAGGCAGCUGCAGCACAGAGACGCAGCCAUGGAGGCAGUGGACGAUGUGUGUGAGUCUGAGGGUGUGUGUGAGGUUAUGUGUGAUGUGCUGUCCGACCAGCCCGAGCGCGGGGAAUCCAUGGAGACGCAUGUGUCCGACGACGACGAAGCCGCUCGCAUGGCAGAGUCCGCCUCUGCUGAGGAGCAUGCAGCCCACAGUGCAGAGAAUACAAGCACAGAGCCACCGAAACCACGGUACUCGUACAGGGUCCCUGCAACCGUGUGCUUCGGUCACAGCUCCGUCCGAGGCUUCAGAGGUCGGCGGGGCCGGAGGAAAUGAAACAACCAGAGCUGAGCCUUCUGUCUUUUAAGAUGUAGAACUUUCUUGUAACAUAAAAUAUCUACUGUCAAUUCUGUCCUUAACUUGAAAUAAAAUGUUUUUAAAAGUGU
Messenger RNA from Acanthopagrus latus (yellowfin seabream), 1135 nucleotides. RefSeq names its product zinc finger protein 511 (gene znf511). The coding region runs from base 111 to 1025 and encodes 304 amino acids. Lineage: Eukaryota; Metazoa; Chordata; Actinopteri; Spariformes; Sparidae. The transcript has 6 exons. The record is from RefSeq and is a predicted model, not a curated record.